GCAAGACCCCAUGGCACCUGCUCGUUCUUCGACGCGUCGCGGUCAUAUACAACCUCAUGUCCUUGACGCCGCAUCCAGUGGAAAUCAUGACCUUUUUAUUGACCCUAUGCUUGGGACACCGCUGGCGGUGUACAUCGAGAAGGACGUACAUGACAGGGAGGCCUUGGUCAAUCUAAUCACGAAUAAUGGCGGUUCAGUCGCUGCGGGCUACAGUGGUGUCACUUAUAUUCUUGUCGAUCCCUUGAAGCCCUCUGGUCAAAAUCUGUAUAGGCAGUAUGUUGGAAAGAAAGGAAAGAUUGUCCUUGAUUCUAGGUGGAUUCAUGAGUGUAUCAAGGCAGGCGAACUUCAAGCUUUUCAUACCAACUGGGCUGGCUGCAAAGUGACGGGAAACGAGAUAGUCCCACCCAUGAUUGAUAUGCAAGCAGGGCCUUCGUCGAUACUCCCCCAACCCCAACCCCAGCCUCAAUCUCAACCUCAAGCCAAGAAAAGAGGAGCCGUGCGCCAGCAGAAUAUACCCCAGAUAGAUCAAAGUGCCCGCCAAAUUGUGCCGCCCCAACCAUUACAUCCUCAGGCCCUGCAGCCACCUGCCAUUCCUACUGUAGAAUCUCUUGUCCGCGCUCAGCAACAUUUCCAGUACCCCAUUUAUGCAAUGCCAUCCCCGCGCGCUAUGCACGCGCCACCACAGACAUGGCAAGCCACCAACGGCAUCGCACCACAACAGACACACAUUGCCCCCCCGCCCCCGCCCCCACAACAACCUCACCAUGUUCUUCGACCUCCAGACACAUGGGACUAUGAGCCUUCUGAUCCAGAUGCAAGCGCGACGUCAUACGAUUUCCGGUAUAGGGAUGAUCAGUCGUGGGUUCCUCCCACCCAUAAUCCUUACUACGAGACACCCUAUGAGAAUACCUACGAACCACCGCCUCAAAGUUCGUAUCUGGAGGAGUCUCCUUCCUCUUCCUCGAAUCCUCCACCGCCUCCACCGCCUCCACCGCCUCCACCAGCUCCUCCAGUUGCUCCUCCAGUUGCAGCAUCAGUGCCAGUCGAAGACGAAAAUGAAAGGUCAAGAGGCCGGAAACGUACCCGAACUCAGUCUGUUCCAGGGCAACCCACUUCUGCUCUUGUGCCGAACCGGAACCCUCCAGCCCGGUCGCCGAGCCCACCAAGUCGUGUCAUUAAGAGCACCUAUGGCGGUAAUUUGUUUACCGCUGAAGACGUCCAGUAUCUCAAGAAAUACAUUGAUUAUUGUCAAGAGGAAGGCUUGGUUCUUAGCCUGCGUGAGAUAUGCCUACGAAUCGCCGUCAAGGCCCCUCACCACACGUUUUACUCCUGGCGCCGGUACUGCAACAAACAUCAAAUUCGUCUGGGUGGUUACAUGAUGAACGCUGAUCGGUCACAAUCCCCGCACCGUGAUGAAGGCGAGGAUGAAGAAGAUCCAACAGUUCGUUCUGGCGCUGGUCUUGGUACAAUUUCAGCAGCCCAGCAGCGGGUCCAAGGCGAUAAUCUGCCGAGAACGCGUUCGCCGACACCACCAAGGGCGCUAUACAGAAGUACUACUGGAAAGGGGGUUGCAUUUACCGUUGAUGAUAUUGCGUUUUUAAUCCGUUUUAUGGAGUAUCGCAAGUCACAAGAGCGACUUGAUAUGGUUGCAUUUUGGAAAGAAGUAGCUGCGAGAGCUCCUCAUCAUUCACGAGCAUCAUGGAUGAAGUUUUGGCGUCGUCAUAAGCAUGAAUUAAAUCGUACUGAUGCUGAUGAGCCACUACCUCAACCCCCCGAUAAGAAGAUGAGGUAUAGUCGUGAGGAUGAUAUAUUGCUCGCUAGAUAUUUCUUCGAUAAGCCGGAGGGGACGUCGGAUCAGAUUUUUCAGGCUUUUGGGAGGAUGUAUCCUCAUCAUCCCUGGAAAGGCUGGCAGGAGCAUCAUCGGAUCCAUAAAGUCAAGAUUGAUCAUUUCAUUCAGCAGUUAGCCAAUGGGGAAGACAUUGGGACUGAAGGCCCUGGUUAAGCAUAUGGUUAUUCCUAUCUUCAUUUAUUCAUUAUUGUAUUGUUCCGUCAUUGAACGACUCAUUUCCGUACUGAUGACUAAAACGCAGAGGCUUUUGAUAUCCGCAAGCUGUCAUUCAUGCAAGAUAAUACGGACGGGUUGCGGACCUUCAUUAUAAUGUUUACUCGAUUCUAUGUAAAACUUAUAGCUAUUGUACUCUAACUGAUUACUUCUUGACAAAGUCUUAAGGUGACCGCCACAGACACUUGUAUACU
Messenger RNA from Guyanagaster necrorhizus, 2256 nucleotides. RefSeq lists its product as uncharacterized. The record is from RefSeq and is a predicted model, not a curated record. The coding region runs from base 11 to 2002 and encodes 663 amino acids. The transcript has 12 exons. Lineage: Eukaryota; Fungi; Basidiomycota; Agaricomycetes; Agaricales; Physalacriaceae.